Messenger RNA from Morone saxatilis (striped sea-bass), 2657 nucleotides. RefSeq names its product RAB28, member RAS oncogene family (gene rab28). Gene Ontology annotation, molecular function: GTPase activity; GTP binding. The record is from RefSeq and is a predicted model, not a curated record. Lineage: Eukaryota; Metazoa; Chordata; Actinopteri; Moronidae. Gene Ontology annotation, cellular component: endosome; Golgi apparatus. Bases 371 to 1039 code for a protein of 222 amino acids. The transcript is spliced from 8 exons.
CACACCGCCGGUGACUGGGCUUCCGGUUCUGACCUUUUCCCGUGAAGGCAAAGGGCUUCGUGGCCAUACUGAAAUUAUUUGUAAACUUAAAUGCCAAAACGUGGCACCCGGCUGUGUGUUUUUUUGUAGUCCUCACCCCCGUUUUACCCGAACAACCAGUGUUCGCCGAGGCAGCAGUGUGUGUGUGUGAGUGAGUGGAUCACACCGAGCACAGCAGCACUGUUAGUACAGGCAAAAUGGCGUCCGCUUGCCCACUCCACAGUCGUCUAAUCCAUCUGUGAUUAGCCCGAUAACCAGAUUCAGCAACCGGUGACAGUUUUCUACUGCUUCGGGUUUCCCCACAUAUACAGUCGGAGCACAUUUGAGCGUCAUGUCGGACUCGGAGGAGGACAGCCAGGACAGGCAGCUAAAGAUUGUAGUGAUUGGAGACGGAGCGUGUGGGAAGACAUCACUCACCACCAGGUUUGCACAGGAGGCCUUUGGGAAGCAGUACAAACAAACCAUCGGCCUGGAUUUCUUUCUGAAGAGAAUAAGCCUUCCAGGCAAUCUGAACGUGACCCUGCAGGUGUGGGACAUUGGAGGCCAAACGUUAGGAGGAAAAAUGCUGGAUAAAUAUGUGUACGGAGCUCAUGGGGUUCUCCUGGUUUACGAUAUCACCAACUACCAGAGCUUCGAGGAUCUGGAGGAUUGGUUCAGCAUGGUGAAGAAGGCCAACGAGGAAGCUGAUAUCCAGCCUGUUGUCUCUUUGAUUGGGAACAAAAUCGACCUGGAGCACAUGAGGACAGUUAAGGCUGACAAACACCAGCGUUUCUGCCAAGAAAACGGCCUCAUAAGUCAGUUUGUAUCAGCCAAGACGGGGGACUCGGUGUAUCUUUGUUUCCAGAGAGUGGCUGCUGAGAUUCUUGGAAUAAAGCUCAACAAAGCAGAAAUAGAGCAGUCCCAGAGGAUUGUGAAGGCUGAGCUGGUGGACUACCCACAGGAUGAAGGCCCAAUUAGACAAGAGAACAACCAGCAAAGCAAAAUAUGUUCCGUUCAAUAACUGGAACGUGUGGUGAAGGCGGACAUUGUGAACUACAGUCAGGACACCGUGGCCAGGACAGUCAACCCACCUCGCAGCUCCAUGUGUGUGGUGCAGUGACACCCUCCGAGACACAUACACACACAGUCACACACUCACACAGUCGCACAGUCACACUUAAAGAUGUAAAAUUGUCUUCAGUCAGUAUUCCUCUUUCGGGACUUUUGGUGUGACUGGAUGAAAUGUGUUCAGAGUGUGUUCUCUGUAUUACUGUGUGUCAGUUGUUCGGGUGAGAUGAAGAACAGACUGUGUGGUUUCGAGGCCUUGGCCUGUAGUUCGGAUAUUUAGCAGGAAUGAUCUCUUGGGUGGUUCACCAAAAAGGAAACGGGACCUCCGUUUUUUCAAGUUUACAUGCAGCUAUCAUUUUAUUUCUGUGAUUCAUCUUAAAUAAAUAUAAAAAAGACUUGAUAGUUAGUAUGAAGCUGGUUGUCUAAAAGAGAAAGACAAUUGGUGUAAUCAGUCACUUUGGUAAUUGAAAAUAUUUUUAUACAUGUAUAAGUAUAUUUGCUUUGCCAUUGCUAUUAGGCAUAUUUGUUUGAAUGAUUAGAUAUGCUGCUGUAUAUUUCUAUCGAUAUCACCAUCAAUACCUGUUAAAUCUCUGUCCCUACGACUGCAGAGUGGAUUGGGUGUGAGGGUUAAUGGGACAUAAACAGGGAGGUGAAACCAAAUGUUCUCCCAUACAAUUGUCUGAUAUUCUUUUACGUCUGUGGUGCUCCUCAGUUGACCAGGAGGGAGAUAGGAGUUAAAAUGCUGUAGUGGACUGAAAGGAAUCUAUGUUUUCAAUUUGCCAAUUAGGGGCUUACACUAGCAGUGCUGUGUCGUGAACUGUGUACUGUUAUUUUUACAUAGAAAUAUUUACAUUUUACAAUCUUAAAUCAACAUUUACAGUUUAUAUUCUUUAUUCUUCUUCAGAUUAUAUCCAAUUAAUUUACAUCCUUCAAAUAGUAUCUCCAUUCUCCAGAUAUUUCUUCUGGACUCUACAUUUGCAUUUUGACCAUUUAGCAUUACAUUUGUGACAUUCCCGGAUUCGUCUUGUUAGAGGACAAUUCAGACGCUGUGUUGAUAGAUGAAUAUGACUCAGGAAGGAAGUACCUGAGAGUCAAGUUGAGCAUGAGCUGAGCUGAAAUGAAAUGUACAACAUUUUAGUAGAGGUCUCUACAUAGCCUUAUUCAACUGUCCGUUAUAGAACAGAAGUUUGCAUUGAAGAAUGGCUAUGAGGCAUGAAAUGCUUCAUAGGAUCUUCAUUAUGACCACAUAAUAGCCUGUUUGAUGUGUAUUGUUAGAGACAGCUGAGAUAUUGUAUGUCUAAUCAGUUUUGUCAUAGUAGUUUCUGCAGUACAUGUUGGCAUGAUGGGUUUUAAUAUGUGUCCACUUACCAAAAUAUCUGCCAUAUGUGUAAAAUAUGUGUUUGUACAAUAAAAGCAACCUCUGCUCCAUUUCAAAGCUCCUGUCAUUGAUUAGAAAUGAUCAGAACGCAUUCUGUAAGUUAUGAUCAUGUAAACAAAAUACAGUUUAAAGUGAAUGUUUAUUUGAUGUUCUACAGCGACACAGAUUUGUGUUUCUAAAUAAAGAUGCUACA